Messenger RNA from Ostrea edulis (European flat oyster), 4148 nucleotides. RefSeq names its product protein LZIC-like. NCBI's taxonomy places the organism in Eukaryota, Metazoa, Mollusca, Bivalvia, Ostreida, Ostreidae. The transcript has 5 exons. Bases 123 to 716 code for a protein of 197 amino acids. Gene Ontology annotation, molecular function: beta-catenin binding. The record is from RefSeq and is a predicted model, not a curated record.
UGCUGACCAAUCCGGAACAACAGUGUUCGCGUUUCUGGUAUAAACGUGAACUGUUGACUUCCGAUUUUGACGAACAGUCUUGUGAUUUUCCAAAGACCAAAAAAUAUUGUGCUAAAUGAAAAAUGAGUUCAUCACACCACAAAAGCACUCGGGGUCAGGAAGAAACAGAGAAGUUAAGAAGUAAUCUAGAGGAGCAACUGGAUCGUCUUGUUCAACAACUGGCCGACCUAGAGGAGGCAAAAGAAGACCUAGAUGCAGAUGAAUAUGAAGAAACAAAGCAGGAGACGAUGGACCAGUUGACUGAAUUCAAGGAGUCUCUGGACAAUAUGGUGGGCGGCAACCUCAGUCUAGUCGAUCAACUCAGUGGCAUGCAGCUGGCCAUCCAGGCAGCUAUUAGCAAAGCAUUCAAAACUCCCGAGGUCAUCCGAAUGUUUGCGAAGAAACAACCAGGACAGCUGAGACAAAGGUUAGCCGAGAUAAGAAGGGAUGAAAAGGUGGGAAAACUUUCCAAAGAUGUUGCCAUUCAGCAGUCUGUAGAAAUCCUGACAGCCCUGAAAAAGCUAGGCGAGGCCCUUUCCCCCGAGGAAGAGGCUUACUUACAAAACAACUCUAGUGCCAGUCUAAAACAGUUUGAACAAGUCUCAGGGGACUUGGGUUGGUUGAUGAAUAGUUUUUUUUAUCUAAUAACUGAAAGCUGCCAAACAGUAUAUCUGUAGUCUGAAAAAAUUCCAAGACCAUCGAAAUUUUUCAGAUAUGGAAGCUUCAAUUCUACAGCUAAUAACUGUCAGAUGCUGAAUUUAAAAACAUACCUGCUGUACCAUUUGUACAUGUUUAAGAAGUUUUGAUCUUUGAGAAAAGCUUCUGUGUCUUUUUGAUGUUAAAAGCAAAUGUUUCUAAUUUUUUUCCAGUUUUAUUAGCUCACCUAAGCUGAAAGCUCAAGUGAGAUUUUCUUAUUACCUUUUGUCGGGUGUCAGUCCGUCCGUUAACUAUUCACAUUUUUUACCUCUUCUCCAAAACCACAAGGCUAAUUUCAGCUAAACUUGCCACAAAGCAUGCUUGGGCAAAGAGGGUUCAAGUUUGUUCAAAUGAAGUGGCACACCUCUUUUGAAGUGGAGAAAAUCUAGAUUUAGUGAUAAUUGUGUGGCAUCUUUUAAAAAAUCUUCCCAAGAACCACUGGGCCAAAAAAUUUGAAAUUUACAUGAAAACUUCCUGAAAUAGUGUAGAUUCAAAUUUGUUCAAAUGAUGGUCGUUGGGGGGGGGGGGGGGUGUAAGGUGGGGCCACAAUAGGGGAUCAAAGUUUUGCAUAAGGAUUUAUAAGAACAAUCUUUGAAUAUCUUCUUCUCAAGAACAACAGGACCAUAAUUAAUCAUAUUGAUAUGCAAACAUCCCUAGGUAGUGUAGAUUCAAGUUUGUUCAAAUUGGGGACAAUUUCUCCCAGAAGUAGGGUGGGACCACAAUAUGGGAAUAUAUAGGAAAGGUCUUCUCAGAACAGUAGGUCCAUGCUGAAUCAUGUAUGUUCAAAUUGUGUGCCCCCCCCCCCCCCCGGAGUAGGAUGGGGUCACAAUAAGGGAUCAGAGAUUUGAGAUUUACAUAAGAAUUUAUAUGGAAACAAGAUUUUCAUCUCAACAAUGACAGAACCAUGAUUAGUCCUGUUCAUAUGUAAACAUCUACAGAUAGUUCAGAUUCAAGUUUGUUCACAUCAGGGGCCUCGGGGAUAGGGUGGGGCCACAAUAGAUCAAAGUUCAUAUGGAAAUAUACAGGAAAUUAAUUAAAAUGGAUUCUUUUUAAGAGUAGCAGGGCCACACUAAAUCAUAUGGAAAUACAAAGGUACCCAAGUUGUGUGAAUAAAAAAAAAAAUGUCCCCACAAUAGUCAGGGAUUGAUUUUGUUUUGUGUGUCUGAAACUUUGAUCUUGCUUAUAACUUUUGAAUGAUGAAUGAAAGGGUUCUCAUAUCUCAUAUGUGCAUUCCUUGUGACAAGACGUUUUUUAUGGCACCAAGGUUUUUAACCUUGUAACCAUGACUUCAGAGUUUGACCUACUUUUAAGAAAACCUAAUCUAUUCAAUAUCUCCUGAAUUGUUUAAGAUAGAGCUUUCAUAUUUUGUAUAUAGAUUUUUUUUAUGGCUAGACCUUCCAUUUUAUACUAUGAUCUUUUACUUUGUGACCUUGACCUUUUCCAGAACAUGGUCAUGUUUGUAAUUGGUAUGGAGGCAUUUCCAUGUUGUGUUAAUUCAAGUUAAUUUAUAGUGUGACCCUUUGGGGCUAGGUUAUGGGGUCAAAAGUUUUAAGAUUUCAAAAAUUUGAAUAUUACAACAGCUGAACAACAGCAGGGCUAUGGUGACUCAGGUAAGCAAUGUGGCCCAGGGGCCUCUUGUUUACUUCUAUAUUAUCUCAAGGUUCAUAGGAGUCUUGAUUUUGAAAACAGUACUUUCAGAAUAUACUAUCUUGGCAAAAUUGACUUUCGUUCCUCAAAUGAUGUUGUUAUACAUUCAUGUAAAUUAGACGAAUGUGAUUGGUUUAAAAACGUUUGUUAAAAAAUACUUUUACCCCACUUCAUGCAUAAACCACGCCCUCUGGGUAACUGUACAUAGCAACGGUUGUAUGCAUGACGACGGAUAACAGUAUAAAAUUUGUUAACUGCUUAGAAUGAUUGCGUGUACGGUUAUUUUUACAUGUUUUGCAGAGUAACAUGUGAAAUGGUCACCCUUGAACGUUUAAAACAUGUAAUAUUUUUAUACUGUCACAUGCAUAUUAUACCUCAAUCUAAUUAAAAUUAGAUCUUUGAUCCGCUCAUGCAAUCCCUAUACACAAACUUUGUGUAGCGGUUGCAUGAGCGGAUCAAAGAUCUAAUUUUAAUUAGAUUGAUUAUACCUCUGCCCCUUUUGAUAUUGUAAACAUAUCGGAGAUGAUGCUAUUCUGUAUGUAAACAUUGAUAGUAAGUAGCUUUUCUUAUCAUAUAGAUGCUGGAGAUUUUUUUCUUUGAUAUAUUACAGUAUAAUGUGUACCAAUAUUAUAUUUCAAUCCAUGAUAUUUUUUACUAGUUCAUGAAUAUUAUAGGCAUAAUUAAUUCAUCACAGUUACUCUAAGCUGAUCGAGUCUUCUUUGACCUAUUUGACCCCCACUUACUGUGAUGCGACUCUCAAGAUCAAAGUCUAGCACUCAAACUACAUAUGAUAUACGUCUCUUAGAUGAUUCAAAGCAGGGUCACUGAUACGUUUUACAUAUUUCAGCCUCUGGUGAUAAAGUAUUAGCAGUCGCUAGCUCACAGGUGAAGCAGGCAUCCAAAUAAUUCAACAAAGAACAACGAAAGUUGUGUGCCCUCAUUACGUCAUCUGACAGGUCGUCCAUUACUUACUUCAUCACAACGCAUACCACUACUGUGUAUCCAGCGCUGUGAUUUCUGCAGAGAUGCUUCACGGACUGCUACAAACGAAAGGACUGAUCCAAUCAUAUUUACUUUUGUUACCCAAGAGACGUACUCUGUUUGAAUAUAAUGUGGCAUGACUUUGUACCAGCAUUGGAUUUGAUUGGUUGUGAGAUAAUUCAUGAGUCAGCAAUAUGAUUUCCCUAAUACAAUAAAAUACAAUGCAGAUGUUUAAUUUAUAAUUACAGAAAAUUUGUUUAUAGUAAAGAGUGUAUAGUACUCUAUUUUGAUUCUGCAAAUUUGAUCACAAUUGUUAUGUUCCCGUAAAACCUAGCGACACAUAGGGAUUACUUAGUCCAUUGUUUCUCCGUACUUUGUCUGUCCGUCUGUCUGUCACACCCUAGAACUUUGUGUCUAACUUCGUAAUGCAAGAAUUUUUAUGGAAGGUUCAUUAAUAUAAAUUAUGAUAAUAAUUAAGCAACACCAUUAGAAGAAGACAGUACUUAUUGACAUUGAUAGAUAAUACAUACUGUGGGUUUUUUUAACUAUUCACAAUAAUGACCAACAUACCCACUGGCCAUUAAUAAUAGACAAGCAUCGUACCAGAAAUGAAUGAGAGCGUCUUGAGUGCAUUUAAAGUGAUUUAGUUGAUGUCGAGGACAAAGUACAAACACGGAAGCAAUAUAUUAUGCAUAUCUUUGACUUUAUAUAAUUGUUUUGUAAUAAUUAUACUAAAUAGCAGUAUUUAAUAUUUUAUAUCAUUAAAACAUUUCAGUUAUUUUUAA